Messenger RNA from Chenopodium quinoa (quinoa), 2436 nucleotides. RefSeq lists its product as uncharacterized. The transcript has 2 exons. Lineage: Eukaryota; Viridiplantae; Streptophyta; Magnoliopsida; Caryophyllales; Amaranthaceae. The record is from RefSeq and is a predicted model, not a curated record. The coding region runs from base 1 to 2436 and encodes 811 amino acids. Gene Ontology annotation, molecular function: nucleic acid binding; zinc ion binding.
AUGAGGGAUCGUUUUAUUCCUCACAAUUUCAAGCAAAGUCAAUAUGUGAAGUGGAGCACUUUGCAACAAAAUGGAGAAUCGGCUGAGGACUACAUCAAAGAGUUUGACAGACUUUCUAUCGUGUGUGAAAUCACGGAGAAUGAAGAACUCAAGAUGGGACGUUUCGUGGCUGGGUUGGUUCAAGAGUUGCAAGACAAACUUGAAGGUUACACCAAUUUAACCUUUGCUGAAGCUUGCAAAUUUGUGAUCAAGUUUGAUUCAAAAAGGAAGAAGAAGAAGCCGAUUGUCACCCCUCAAGCGGCACGAAGACCAACCUUCCCUGUCAAGGAUGGUUCUUCUUUUGUCAAAGCCAACGAUCCACCUAAGAAGGACAAGAAAGAUUUCAAAAUGAGUGACAUUGUUUGUUACAAGUGCGGAGGAAGGGGUCAUUUUAAGAAGGAUUGUCCAAAUUCCAGAGCUUUGACCAUACAAGAGGUAAAGCUUAUUGCUAAACAAACUAUCAAUUGGGAGGAUUUCGAGGUUGAAGAAGUGGAGGACGUGAAUUCUACUGAAGGGGACGGGGAGGAAGAGCAAUGUUUCCCCGAAGAAGAGACCAAAACAAAUCUGGUUGUGAGAAGGGCGUUGCAAGCUCGCGUUGACGAACCUUUAGCACCGCAAAGGCAACAUAUUUUCAUUACCAAGUGCAAGAUUAAAGACGAGGUAUGUGAUUUAAUUGUUGAUGGUGGUAGUGAGGCAAACACAGUUUCCAAAACCUUGAUAGCUAGACUUGGUCUUACAACGACAAAUCACCCACAUCCUUAUAAGUUGAGUUGGUUGGACUCUAAUUCUAGCACGGGGGUUAGGAAACAAUGCAUGGUUAGUUUUUCUAUUGGGUCUUAUCAUGAUACUCAACUGUGUGAUGUUGUGUCUAUGGAUGCUUGUCACAUUUUGCUUGGUAGACCUUGGCAAACUGAUCGAAAAUCUCAACAUGAUGGGUACCAUAACACUUACACUAUAACUCACCAAGGAAAACAAAAAAAAUUGCACCCCUUACCACCCCCGCGGUUUUCACAAAAUCCUAAACAAUCAAAGGAGGUGUCAUUGCUUACCCUUAAGGAAUUUGAAAGGGAAAUUGAUGGUGAGGAGGAAUUAUACUUGUUGUACUCUAAAGAGAUCCACGAAAAUUUUGUGAGUCAAAAUCCCAAAUUAGCUCAGUUUAUUAAGGAUUUUGAGGAUGUUUUUCCCGAUGAGUUACGGAAAGAGUUACCACCUUUGAGGGGAAUUGAACAUCAAAUUGACCUCAUUCCCGGUGCUGCUUUGCCUAACAAACCUGCCUAUAGGUGUAAUCCCUUGGAAACUAAGGAAUUGCAACGACAAAUUGAGGAGUUGAUGAGUAUGGGGUAUGUACGUGAGUCUAUGAGUCCGUGUGCUGUUCCUGCUCUUUUGGUCCCUAAAAAGGAUGGUACAUGGCGUAUGUGUAUUGGUAGUAGGGCUGUUAACAAUAUUACUAUCAAGUAUAAGUUUCCAAUUCCAAGACUAGAUGACAUGCUUGAUGAACUGAGUGGCUCGAAGUGGUUUUCAAAAGUGGAUUUGAGGAGUGGUUAUCAUCAAAUUCGGAUGAGAAAAGGAGAUGAAUGGAAGACCGCUUUCAAAACCAAGCAUGGCUUGUAUGAGUGGCUCGUGAUGCCAUUUGGACUAACCAACGCACCUAGCACUUUCAUGAGGUUGAUGAACGAGGUGUUGCGACCUUUCCUUGGAAAAUUCGUGGUGGUGUACCUUGAUGAUAUCCUUAUUUAUAGGAAAAAUGGGGACGAACAUUUGAUACAUUUAUUCAAAGUUUUCACGGUUUUGAGAGAACAAAAAUUGUAUGGAAAACUUGAAAAAUCGUUGCCUCGAGACAAGUUCGUGCAUGGAGGUGCCAAGGAACAAGCCGAGUUCAUGAUGAAAAUCCACAAGGAAGUAAGGAAGAACAUCGAGAAGGCUAAUGAAAUCUAUAAGAAGCAAGCCAACAAGAGAGUCAAAAACGUGAGAAGUUUUGAAGUUGGUGACUUAGUGUGGAUCUACAUGAGGAAGGAAAGGUUUCCCAAUCAAAGGAAGAACAAGCUCAUGCCACGAGCCGAGGGUCCAUUUGAGAUAGUGGAAAAGAUCAAUGACAAUGCCUACAAGGUAGAUUUGGGAGGAAAGUAUGGCGUCUCAAGCACAUUCAAUGUGGGGGAUCUAGCACCGUACUAUAAUGAUGAAGAAUUGAGGGUAAUUCCCUUUGAAGAAGGGGAGGAUGACCAAAGUGGUCAAGAUUCGAAUAUUCCAGUCCAAGAGUUGAACGUUAGGGAAUUGAUUUUGUCCAAGUCUUUCUUCGAUGCUACUCCUAUGGAUUUUGGCAUGCACAGUCCAUAUAAUUCCUCAAAUGGUGGCACCAUAUUGAGCGUGACUAAUUACCUCAAUAAUGGGGGAAUGUAG